Talpa occidentalis (Iberian mole) is the source of this 3019-nucleotide messenger RNA. RefSeq names its product heat shock protein HSP 90-alpha. The record is from RefSeq and is a predicted model, not a curated record. NCBI's taxonomy places the organism in Eukaryota, Metazoa, Chordata, Mammalia, Eulipotyphla, Talpidae. The coding region runs from base 183 to 2384 and encodes 733 amino acids. Gene Ontology annotation, molecular function: disordered domain specific binding; ATP hydrolysis activity; ATP binding. Gene Ontology annotation, cellular component: cytosol; protein-containing complex; plasma membrane. The transcript has 11 exons. Gene Ontology annotation, biological process: protein stabilization; protein folding; cellular response to heat.
GCAGGCGCGCGGCCGCGGCGGCGGUUGGGGAGGGUUCUUCCGGAAGGUUCGGGAGGCUUCUGGAACGGGCGCCGCGCGCUGGGCGGGCCCGCCGCUAUAUAAGGGCGGCGCGGGGGCGGUGCGCCAGUUGCUUCUGCGUCCUGCUUCCCGUCGCCGCGGAUCCCGCGCGUCCCGGAGCCGAGAUGCCCGAGGAGACCCAGACCCGCGACCAGCCCAUGGAGGAGGAGGAGGUGGAGACGUUCGCUUUCCAGGCGGAAAUCGCCCAGUUGAUGUCCUUGAUCAUCAACACUUUCUACUCGAACAAAGAGAUCUUUUUGAGGGAGCUGAUUUCCAAUUCGUCAGAUGCGCUGGACAAAAUCAGAUACGAGAGCUUGACGGACCCCAGUAAGCUCGACUCCGGGAAGGAGCUGCACAUCAACCUCAUCCCCAACAAGCAGGACCGCAGCCUGACGAUUGUGGACACCGGCAUCGGGAUGACCAAGGCCGACCUGAUCAACAACCUGGGCACCAUCGCCAAGUCUGGCACCAAAGCCUUCAUGGAGGCGCUGCAGGCAGGCGCCGACAUCUCCAUGAUCGGCCAGUUUGGCGUCGGCUUCUACUCGGCUUACCUGGUGGCCGAGAAGGUAACGGUCAUCACCAAACACAAUGACGACGAGCAGUACGCCUGGGAGUCCUCUGCAGGUGGCUCCUUCACCGUCAGGACCGACACAGGGGAACCAAUGGGCCGCGGAACAAAGGUGAUCUUGCACCUGAAAGAAGACCAGACUGAGUACUUGGAGGAGAGGAGGAUCAAGGAGAUUGUGAAGAAACACUCGCAGUUUAUUGGCUACCCCAUUACUCUCUUUGUGGAGAAGGAACGUGACAAGGAAGUGAGUGAUGAUGAGGCGGAAGAAAAGGAAGACAAAGAGGAAGAGAAGGAAAGAGAAGAGAAGGAGUCUGACGACAAGCCUGAAAUAGAAGAUGUGGGCUCUGACGAAGAAGAGGAAGAGAAGAAAGAUGGAGAUAAGAAGAAGAAGAAGAAGAUUAAGGAGAAGUACAUCGAUCAAGAAGAGCUGAACAAAACCAAGCCCAUCUGGACCAGAAACCCCGACGACAUCACUAACGAGGAGUAUGGCGAGUUCUACAAGAGCCUGACCAAUGACUGGGAGGACCACUUGGCGGUGAAGCACUUCUCAGUGGAAGGACAGCUGGAGUUCCGCGCCCUUCUUUUUGUCCCAAGACGUGCUCCUUUUGACCUGUUUGAAAACAGAAAGAAAAAGAACAACAUAAAGUUGUACGUUCGCCGUGUCUUCAUCAUGGACAACUGCGAGGAGCUGAUCCCAGAGUACCUGAAUUUCAUUAGAGGUGUGGUGGACUCCGAGGAUCUGCCCCUGAACAUUUCCCGUGAGAUGUUGCAGCAGAGCAAAAUCCUGAAAGUUAUCAGAAAGAAUUUGGUCAAAAAAUGCUUAGAGCUCUUUACUGAACUGGCGGAAGAUAAAGAGAACUACAAAAAGUUCUAUGAGCAGUUUUCUAAAAAUAUUAAGCUGGGAAUACACGAGGACUCUCAGAACCGGAAGAAGCUCUCCGAGCUGCUGCGCUACUACACGUCUGCUUCCGGGGACGAGAUGGUGUCUCUCAAGGACUACUGCACAAGAAUGAAGGAGAACCAGAAGCAUAUCUAUUACAUCACAGGUGAAACCAAGGACCAGGUGGCCAACUCGGCCUUCGUGGAGCGCCUGCGGAAGCAUGGCCUGGAGGUGAUCUACAUGAUCGAGCCCAUCGACGAGUACUGCGUCCAGCAGCUGAAGGAGUUUGAGGGCAAGACUUUGGUGUCAGUCACCAAAGAGGGCUUGGAACUUCCAGAAGACGAAGAGGAGAAAAAGAAACAAGAAGAGAAGAAAACGAAAUUUGAAAACCUCUGCAAAAUCAUGAAGGACAUCUUGGAGAAAAAAGUAGAAAAGGUGGUCGUGUCCAACCGCUUGGUGACGUCCCCGUGCUGCAUCGUCACGAGCACCUAUGGCUGGACAGCCAACAUGGAGAGGAUCAUGAAGGCGCAGGCCCUGCGCGACAACUCGACCAUGGGCUACAUGGCAGCCAAGAAGCACCUGGAGAUCAACCCUGACCACUCCAUCAUUGAGACCCUGCGGCAGAAGGCAGAGGCCGACAAGAAUGACAAGUCGGUGAAGGACCUGGUCAUCCUGCUGUACGAGACCGCGCUUUUGUCUUCCGGCUUCAGCCUGGAGGACCCCCAGACACAUGCCAACCGCAUCUACAGGAUGAUCAAGCUGGGGCUUGGUAUCGAUGAGGAUGACCCCACGGCCGACGACAGCAGCGCCACGGUGACCGAGGAGAUGCCGCCCCUCGAGGGGGAUGACGACACGUCGCGCAUGGAGGAAGUAGACUAGGCCCGGCCGGGGAGCCGCAUCCGCGCGUCCAGUGCUUCGUCCUCGUUCCCUCUGAUAUGUUUUCAAGGACUUUAUUUUUGUUAACAUUUUUGGCAUGACCAUAACUGCUUGUGGGGAAGAUAAGGUUUCUUUCUACCUGUGUGAUACCGUGACUCUCAGGCAGAGCUAGCUGUUUCCCAGUUUUAUGUUGCCUCGUUUUAACAGGUGUACGUGACCUGGCAUUCACUGUGGUCUGAAGUGUUUCGUUGUCAGCGGGUCCCUUAGUAGAUGAGACUUUGUCACUGAAGUGUUCUGAAACCAGCCCUGACGUCUAAGGGGAAAUGUGGCAGAACGACUUCAUCUUCUAGGUCUGCUUUCUGAACCUUCCUCCUUCGUAGUUGCAGCUGCAUGUACCAGGCCUCUAGAAAAGAGCACGUUGAGCUGAAGCAACUCCACAGGAGUAACUGUCUGUGGGGCUGAUUUUCCAAAGAAAAGUAAUGUUUAGUAGCAAAAUUCUCCGCCCACCCAGGCAGGUUGUAAAGCUGUUCACAAGUAACUCAAGCAAGUUUUGUGUACGGGAAUGUAAUGCUCAAGUCACGUUCUGCUUUCAAAUACAGUGAAUUAAAUAAGUGUGUGAAGACUCCUGUGGGGUAACA